ACAAUCAACGCCUUCCAUUGCCUGGGUUUGCCAGGAUGAAAUCAUAGCAGAUACAGAAAUAAAAUGCAUCAGCUAACAGGCACCUCAGCUCCCCUUUAUGGUGGGAUGAGUCUUGUCCUCUGCUUCUAAAUGCAGAGAAAUGAAGUCACUAGUAACCAAAACAACCCCCUGUGCUUCCCAGAGAGUGAACCUCCUCCUUCACUACAUGGUUAACGUGGACUGUAAACUCAUCCGAGCAGUGGUCAGGACACAUGCAUCUUCAGAGCACGGUGCCAGUUUGUGACAGUGCGUAAACAACUCUGCUGGUGCUGUAGUCUCUCAUAACAACAACCAGGAGAUUUUUUUUUUUCAUAUAUUUUUUUUUUCCCCACAUGGAUGUUUCCUUUUCUGUAGCAUUCUUUAAGUGACAUCAAGUUUUUCUCCUCUCUCUUCCUUACUCCAUCUCCUUUUACCAUAUUGUUGUCUCUACCAGCCCCCCUUCUCCAUUAUUUUUCUUCAGAAAUAUUUCAAUCCUCAUCUAGGCUAUUAUUUUUAUAUAUCCCUAGCUAACAUGAGCCUUCCAGUGUCAUGGACCUUUGCAGAUAUAUGAAAAGCAGCCACAGCCUCCCUCUCCAUCCUCCCCAAAUAGGCUGCUACCUCCUGCUGGUAUCUUUAUGCAACACAGACAGGAAAGAUUGCUUGGGGAGGGUGUUUUUUUUGUGGCGGUUUGGCAGCGCUAAGGAGAAAACAUUGACUCAGGAUGGUUGUGUUCCUGGUUUUCCAGCCUGCCAGCAGCCAGCCACCUGCUCUGCUCUCUCCAUGCUCUCUUCCCAUUCCAGUCUGGGAAGGUUCAUGGGAGCACCGGAGCCACUUUCUGUGCUCCAGCCUGGAGAAGGGAGCAAGGAAGAAAGCUGAUGCCCAGAGCUGGGGGAGCCACUGGAGAGCAGAGGCAGGAGGAGAAACUGCCAGUUAAACUUCAAGAGAGAGCCAUUUUGGCAUUGACGAGCAACCCAGAGCAAUGUCACUGGCUGGGGUAAGCUGUCUGGUGACCGGAGCAGGAGGAUUUCUUGGCAGGAGGAUUGUCCAGUUACUGCUGGAAGAAGAGGAGGCACUGGCUGAGAUUCGGCUGCUGGACAAAGCCUUUAGCAGUGAAGCACUCAGGAGCUUUGGAAAUCAAGGAGCUGUAAAGAGGGAAAAAAAAAUCCCUCAAACCUGUUGCAUGAGAAUAAUUGUUAAAUUAAUGCAGGAUGAAAUUCUGUCCGGUUCCACAAAUGAGGAGAGAAAACCAGGAUUCCAGGGCAAGACAGAGGUGAAAAUCCUGGAGGGGGACAUCCGAGAUGUGACAUUCCUGUACCAUGCCUGUCAGGGGGUCUCCCUCGUCAUCCACACAGCUUCCAUCAUUGACUUCUUGGGCCUUGUAGAGACACAGCUGCUCUGGGAAGUCAAUGUAACAGGUACUCAGAUGCUGCUGGAGGCAUGUACCCGUUGUAACGUCCAGCACUUCAUAUACACCAGUACUGUAGAAGUGACAGGCCCAAACUGCAGAGGUGACCCAGUAUUCAAUGGUGAUGAAGAUACAGCUUAUGAAUGUAUGUCAAAAUCCAUUUAUGCCCAGAGUAAGAGACUGGCAGAGGACUCUGUGCUGAAAGCAGAUGGCCAGAUGUUGAAGGAUGGAGGCAUGCUGCUGACUUGUGCCCUGAGAUCCAUGUACAUUUUUGGAGAAGGAUGCCCAUUUCUUCAAGGUCAUCUGGAUAAGUGUCUGUUGAACAAAAAUGUCUACCUACGCUUCUCCAGGAAGGAGGCUUUAGUGAACCCCGUGUAUGUGGGCAACAUUGCCUGGGCACAUGUGCAGGCAGCCAAAGCUUUGCAGGUCCCACAGAAAGCCAAACAUAUCAGGGGGCAAUUCUACUACAUCUCAGAUGACACUCCUCAUAUGAGCUAUGCAGACCUAAAUUAUGAGCUUACCAAAGACCUGGGGUUUGGAAUUGAGCCCCGGCUCCCCAUGCCUCUGACAAUGUUGUAUUACUUCUCACUGCUGCUGGAGAUCAUGAGCUUCUUGCUCAGGCCCUUUGUCAGGUAUGUCCCCUCCACCAACCGUCACCUGGUCACCCUCCUGAACACCCCAUUCACCUUCUCCUAUAGAAAGGCACAAAAGGAUUUUGGCUACAUGCCCCGUUACACAUGGGAAGAGGCCAAGCGGUGCACUGGUCAGUGGAUUGCCUCUGUGGUCCCACAGAGGAGGGAGCACUUGAAAAUCAAGGCUGCCUAAAUCUUAAGAGGAGAUGAGGCCUGGCUGAACAAGUAGGGCCAUGAGCUAAAGAAGAGCUGGGUAAACAGCAGCAGCAGAUAACUACAAAUGAAAAAAAAAAACAAAACAAAAACAUUUACCAUUUACCAUUUUCUUUAGUAACAUCCUAGUUUAAGUAUGGGAUAUCCAAAGUGGUAGAAUACCAGCAACCAAAACUUGCAGUUAUAUUCUGGGGGCAGAGGAAUAAGUCUUUUGAACUUCCAUUGAAGUUUUUGUACUCAGCAAACUAGUACUGUGGAUGUCAUUUGAAUGAAUGCCAUCACUUCUCUCAACAUCUCCAUCAGAGAUCCUCCAUUAUUAAUAAGCAUGCAAAUCUGUCCCAUACUGAAAAAGACGCAUGAGAGUGAGGAGGUUUGCGGGUACCUUAAAUAAUAAAGGAUUUCAAAUGAAA
Anas platyrhynchos (mallard) is the source of this 2678-nucleotide messenger RNA. It is a transcript of the gene HSD3B1, whose product is annotated as hydroxy-delta-5-steroid dehydrogenase, 3 beta- and steroid delta-isomerase 1. NCBI's taxonomy places the organism in Eukaryota, Metazoa, Chordata, Aves, Anseriformes, Anatidae. Gene Ontology annotation, biological process: steroid biosynthetic process. Gene Ontology annotation, molecular function: oxidoreductase activity, acting on the CH-OH group of donors, NAD or NADP as acceptor. The record is from RefSeq and is a predicted model, not a curated record.